Messenger RNA from Salvelinus namaycush (lake trout), 2874 nucleotides. Its product is annotated as MAP7 domain-containing protein 2-like. Lineage: Eukaryota; Metazoa; Chordata; Actinopteri; Salmoniformes; Salmonidae. Gene Ontology annotation, cellular component: microtubule cytoskeleton. The record is from RefSeq and is a predicted model, not a curated record. Bases 1 to 2874 code for a protein of 957 amino acids. Gene Ontology annotation, biological process: microtubule cytoskeleton organization. The transcript has 18 exons.
AUGGCAGAGACGGCAGUCAAUGCAGUAUCCAGUGGUGCCUUAACAGAUGAGGUGCUGAGCCCACCCUCGGUCACAGAGAAGAGGCCCCAGCUCAAUGGGCUCCCCUCCACUUUACUUCUGCCAGGCAACACCACUAACAAUCAUGCAGACGUAGAAGGGUAUCUGAGGACAGAUGACAGGAUGCGUUUAGCCAAAGAGAGACGUGAGGAGAGAGAUAAAGGUCUAGCGGUGCGAGAGCAGGCGAUCAGGGAGAAAGAGCGGCGGGCUCAGCUGCAGUAUGAGCGUACGGUGGAGGAGCGCUGGAGGAAGCUGGAGGAGCAGAGACAGAGAGAGGAGCUCCGCAGAGCUGCUGUGGAGGAAAAGAGGAGGCAGAGGCUGGAGGAGGAGAAGGAGCGGCUGGAGGCUCUGAUGAAACGCUCCCUGGAACGCAGCCUGCAACUGGAGCAGAGGCCCAAACGCUGGACAUGGGGCGGACCUGGAGGAGCACAGGGUGACUGUGAGAAUGCCCCUCUCCUUGCCUCCACCUUUCCCCAUGAACUCGCCGCCCCCCUUCCUGCUGCCAGCGAAUCCGGUAAUCGCUGUCACCUGAACUCUGUGGAGAACCUGAUGGUCCACCGUCUCCUUACCCACACUCACUCCUCUAUGGCCAGGUGCCACAGUGCAGCAGACCUCCAUCUGCCCUGCCACCGAUACACAGCUCCCUGCAGCCCCCACAGGUCACCCUACCGGGGCUCGCCAAGCCGGGUUGAUCGACGGAGGCUCCAGGGCUCUCCAGAGGAGUCACCAGGAGGAUCUCGCUCAACCCCUCAAACCCCCAAGAAAGAAAGGUUACGCAGAGAGAGAAGGACUGGCUCCCCAGCGACAGGCUCCUCCGUGAGAAGAGCAGAAUCCCCAGCCAUGUUCACCAGACGCGCAGCCUCCCCCGCCACCCCCAAGUUGCUGCCUAAGAGCCGUACUCAGUCUCCCUGCACUGUGCGCCAGUACCACCCCUCUCCCAUCAGGCACAGACCCACCACCCCGGUUACCAACGGCAACAAGGAGGAUGGACAUGUUGAAGAAGCCAAAAGUCACAACAACAUCAAUGACAGAAAUGUCUCCAAGCCAGAAACCCCUGUGAAAAGUAUGUCUGAUAUCCAGAGCCCUAAGAAGUCUUCUCAAGCAGACACCCCUGAAAAAAAACUGGCCAAAACUGAGACCCCAGAAAAGAGAUUUCCCAAAACUGAGACCCCAGAAAAGAGAUUUCCCAAAACUGAGACCCCCGGUAAGAACUUAAAAGGUGAGAUUUCUGAAAGAAAGGACUCUAUGACUGACACUUCUGAUAAGAAAGCCUCCAAAAUAGACACCCCAGAUAAGAAGAUGCCAAAGUCCACCAGCAGUGAACUGAAUGCAGAUAAGAGCACAGAGCCAUCGCCAGUGACAACAACAGGGAAAGGAGUUGCCGGGACGACAAACGCAGAGGAAGCAUCCAGACUGCUAGCGGAGCGUAGGCGUCUGGCCAGGGUGCAGAAGGAGUUGGAGGAGAAACAACGUUGUGAGCAGAAGGAGGAGGAACGUCUGAAGGCGGAGCAGCUGAGGAGGAGAAAGGCAGAGGAGCGGGCACGGCAGGAGGAGGAGAAGAGCAGACAGGAGGACCUCCGCAGGAGGAGAGUGGAAGAGGAGAAACGGCAGAGGGAGGUCCGGGAGAAGGAGCUACAGGUCCAGAUGGACAGAGAGAAGGAAGAGGGCGAGUUUCAGGCUCAGAAGGAUGCAGAGCGUCAGCAUCAGGAGAGAGAGAUACUGAAGCUGCAAGAGGAGGAGGAGAGACAGCUGAGGAAGAAGAGAAUUGAGGAGAUAAUGAAGAGAACCAGGAAGAAUGAUGAGAACCAGGAAGAGAUGAAGGAGGAGGGGCAGGUGGAGACUCAACCUGUCUCACCACCAGGGGAAAUGCAGAUGAACUCAAAGAUGAACAUUGGAGCUAAUGCUCAGGUGAAUGUGCACGAAAACCCAAAAGUUGAGUCUCAGGUUAAUGGGCAGGUCGCUGCCUGUGUCAACAAGCAGGACACUGCCCUGGUGAAGGGGCAAGCCACUGAUCAGGUGACCCCACUGAAGAAUGUUUUGGAAAAGGGACAGGACGCUCAACAAGUAAAUGUACAGGGUGCAGCCCAGGCUCUCAAGCAAGAGAGUGUCUUAGUGAAGGGGAAGGUCACUUCCCACGUGAUCAAGCAGGAGAAUGUCUUAGUGAAGGGAAAGGUCACUUCCCACGUGAUCAAGCAGGAGAAUGUCUUAGUGAAGGGAAAGGUCACUUCCCACGUGAUCAAGCAGGAGAAUGCACAAGUGAAUGUACAGGUGAAGAAACAGGAGGGUACCAAGGUGAGCAGCCAAGCCACUGCUCAGCUCAAAACCGAGGAGAGUACUCAAGUAAACGUGACGUUGACCACACAGACUAUCGGACAAGGGGUGCAGCCCAACAAACUGUCCCUGGCACUCCUACCAGUGGGCCAACCCCCACCUCCACUCAUCAACCUGGAGCUUCUGGAUGUGAAGAGCAGUGGGGCGUAUGAUGAGGUGCAGUCCAUGGAGGUCAGCCCAGUUUCCAAGGAGGAACUUAUCUCCAUCCCAGAGUUCUCCCCAGUCAAUGAGGUCCAGGAAAACGCCAUGAGUAAUGCCCGAGCCCUGGAAGAUCUGCUGGACCUGACGGGCCAUGUGGCCUACCCCAAACUCUCCCACAUGGACAGCCUAGGAGACUGCAACAAGAACCUGAUCGACGGGCUCUGCAGUCCCGGCGCCGAUUCCAAGCUCAUCCUCCACCCUCACACAAGCACAACAAGUCGCCAGCUUGCUGUAAGUCAUGCUUCCAAUGACACCAUCCCCCGUAGUGUGGAGUACUUGGUAUGA